Dibothriocephalus latus is the source of this 447-nucleotide messenger RNA. The record is from the annotation of a GenBank genome assembly. NCBI's taxonomy places the organism in Eukaryota, Metazoa, Platyhelminthes, Cestoda, Diphyllobothriidea, Diphyllobothriidae.
GGUCGUCCGGAAAACCAGUUCGCGUUGGCACGCAUUUCUGCCGAGUACGGUGGGUCUAUCCAUCCUGUUAGCAGACUUGAGAUGAUUCAGAACGCGAGAAAGAAGUCUCCUCCCUCCUACCAUCCCUGCCCUGUCGAAGAACGGCUGACGCCCGCAGAAAGCACCAAUAGGAAGCUGGUUUUGGCAAACAAAACCAAGCUGCUGAGGUACUCGUGUACAGUGAACGACAUCACGGUCUUCGGCGCCGUCAGCCGGAGCGCCAAAUUGGCCAAACUGACUGCUGCUGAGGCCGCUCUGGAACAUCUAGGCCUCCUCGUGCGAGCUCCACCGAAGCGGAUGCCGCGGCCUAUUUUAAAACUGGCUGUUGUGAACAGUCGGAAAGGCGAGUAAAAUCUCACUGCUCCUGACGAGGGAAAGUCGCCUCGUGCCGAUACGGUAAAUUUAUAA